Messenger RNA from Staurois parvus, 774 nucleotides. The record is from the annotation of a GenBank genome assembly. NCBI's taxonomy places the organism in Eukaryota, Metazoa, Chordata, Amphibia, Anura, Ranidae.
CCAUAUGUGCCAUGCAAUCCAUCGCCGUGCCAAAAUGGGGGCACCUGCCGGCAGACCGAUGACACCUCCUAUGAAUGCACCUGCUUGCCAGGAUUUGCAGGUCAGAACUGUGAGGAGAACAUUGACGAUUGUCCUGGACACAGCUGCAAGAAUGGAGGCACCUGUGUGGAUGGCGUGAACACUUAUAAUUGCCAGUGUCCCCCUGACUGGACUGGCCAAUACUGCACUGAAGAUGUCGAUGAAUGUCAGUUGAUGCCAAAUGCUUGUCAGAAUGGGGGAACAUGCCACAACACCCAUGGUGGAUAUAACUGCGUCUGUGUCAACGGCUGGACAGGAGAGGAUUGCAGUGUAAACAUUGACGAUUGCGCCAAUGCUGCUUGCAACAAUGGAGCAACAUGUCAUGAUAGGGUUGCAUCUUUCUACUGCGAAUGUCCACAUGGACGCACAGGUCUUCUCUGUCACCUUGAAGAUGCUUGUAUCAGCAACCCAUGCAAUGAAGGCUCCAACUGUGAUACCAACCCUGUCAAUGGCAAAGCUAUUUGCACUUGUCCAUCUGGCUACAGCGGUCCUGCCUGCAAUCACGAUGUGGAUGAGUGCUCGCUAGGUGCCAAUCCAUGUGAACAUGCAGGAAAAUGUAUCAACACUCAGGGUUCUUUCCAAUGCAACUGUCUCCCAGGCUACGCUGGGCCACGAUGUGAAAUUGAUGUCAAUGAAUGUCUUUCAAACCCUUGUCAGAAUGAUGCCACAUGCCUUGACCAGAUUGGUGGAUUCCAG